Molecule: messenger RNA, 786 nt
Organism: Alosa sapidissima (American shad)
Lineage: Eukaryota; Metazoa; Chordata; Actinopteri; Clupeiformes; Clupeidae
Product: COX8 domain-containing protein
Exons: 2
Coding region: 191-421 (76 amino acids)
Biological process (GO): mitochondrial electron transport, cytochrome c to oxygen
Cellular component (GO): mitochondrion
Source: RefSeq, a predicted model, not a curated record
GUACUGGGAUGUUCUUCAGCACUUUUGAGAGUGGAGCUCAGGGGUUUGUACACAAGGACACCCCUCUCUCCCUCCAUCUCUUUCUCCACCACACACGCACACACUCACACACACACACACACACACACACACACACAUAAGCACUCACACACACACACACCAGGUUCUGGUGUAGUAGUUCACAGCUAGGAUGCUGAGUCUGCUGAGAGUGACUUCGCAGCCUGUUGCUCUGGGCCGGGCUAAAGGGAUUCUGCAGGAGAGACGCUCCAGUAUCUACAGCAAGCCUCCCAAGAACAAGAUUGGAGCUGGGCAAAGUUUCUUCAUCAUGUCUGUGUUCGCUACGGCCAUGCUACUACCUGCCGGCUGGAUCCUUCACCAUCUCCCCGAAUACCGCAAAAGACCCCGGCCCCCACCCUCAUAAGAAAGCUGGAGCACCCCUCCCCCAUCGCCCGCUGUACUCCGUAAACCCUGGCUGCUUCUGAAGCCUUAUUCACCUCCACUAGAUGUACCUUGAAUUGUUUAGAGCCAUCAGAUGGAAAAUGCCUAAUGAAUGCAAUGGCCACUACCAGCCACACAAAAGAACGACCUCUCAAUUAAAAACCUUGGGGAGAACGAUGUCCAAAACGUUUACUCAUACAUUCUUGGUCAGUGCAGCAGUGGUAUGUCUUGGUGUUUAAGGCCUUGGAAAUAGGGCCCCUAUCGUCACUGCAGUGCUCACUUGCAGUGACACGUACAAUGUAAACAACUGCAAAUGCAUUUUUCAAUGUCAAUAAACCUGUGAACCUG